GUAGAAUACACGCCAGUUAAAUUAACAAAGUUUCCAGUUUACUCCCCAUAAAUGUAUUAUUCGCUUUACAACUCGUUUGAAGAACUUGUUUAUGUAUACACUGUCGCUAAUAUGAAAUAAUGGAAUAUAAUAAAAAUAGUUGCUACUUUAAUUGCAACCUGUGAAGGUCACAAUAAAAAUAAAUAAACACUGCAGAUAAGAUUCGUGAGAAAACACCCAUAAUGUCAACUUUUCUUAAAGUUUUGUUUAUUUUAAUGGCGCUAAAAUUAAUCGUACACGUGUAUAUCCCAAAUGGAAACAAUGUUUGUAAAACCUUUACAGAUUAUUAUUUUCCAGAAGGAAACGAAAAUUGUUAUUAUGAUCCAGACGGACUCCUGGAAACUCCAGAACUUAUUAAAAAGUAUGCAGGUGUCGUAGAAACCCAUGAAGUUACUAGUGAAGACGGAUACGUGCUGACCAUGUUCCGAAUACCAGCACCUAACCCAAAAGGCGUUAUUUUAAUUCACCAUUCGAUUGCCACGUAUUCCCAGGUUUAUUUUUUUCAAGGCAACGAUUCUUUAGCCAUCACUUUAUGGCGUAACGGUUUCGAUGUCUGGUUAGCCAAUCAAAGAGGAACUUCAUAUUCUAACAGACACGUGAAUAUGACAAAACGUGAUUACGGUUACUGGAAUUUCAGUUUUCACGAAAUGGGCAUAUAUGACGUUAGUUCCGAACUAGAGCUCAUUCGAGAAAAAACAAACAACUCGCAAAUUACAUAUUUUGGUCAUUCUUUGGGUGGAACAAUAGGACUAGUUUACGCUUCACUAAAAUCAUUUGACGCCGCAAAGUAUUUAAAAAACAUGGUUCUUGUAACUCCGGCCACAACAAUGCAGUCUCCUACAAUUACGUAUGGCAUUGGGAAGAUUUUAUUUCCCAUUUUGGAAUUUGUUACAAACAUACUUCAAAGCGGUUCCCCGUUGAUUGGCCUGCAUUUCAUAGUUGCAGCCUCUAGGAUCUUCAUGCGAUUCUUUCCUCCUAUUCAAAUUAUCGCAGUUCUUCUUCUUUGGUUCCUCUGUGGAUUUACUCCAGAAGAAACGGAUCCGACAUUUUUCAGUUUUGAUGCGUUUAUGUAUCUCAACAACUACUCGUGGAAAACAUUAUUCCAUUUUGUUCAGCUCAUCGGAUCUAGUCAUUUUAAAAUGUAUGACUAUGGUUUAGAAAAUAAUGUAGAAGUGUAUGGUAAUGGCAGUGCUCCUCUGUACCCACUUGAAAAUAUCAUGGUUCCUACACUGAUUAUAUCCAGUGCUAGGGACGUUUUGGUACCACAAAUAGAUUGUGAGAACGUUUUUGGCAAGUUAUCUCAGCAAGCAAAGCUUUAUGGGCACUGGAAAAUUUCUGAACUGAACCAUUUAGAUUUUUUGGCUGGUUUAAGCCGACAGAAAGUUGUUUUUGAAAGGCUAGCUUUCCUUCUAAAGACUGAUUUGUAAUUUAUUUAUAUUUUUCUUCCAACAAAAGUUUUUGUUCUUGUAGAACAACUUUAAUUUUAAAAUAAAACUAUUGAGAAAA
Molecule: messenger RNA, 1545 nt
Organism: Zophobas morio
Lineage: Eukaryota; Metazoa; Arthropoda; Insecta; Coleoptera; Tenebrionidae
Product: lipase member K-like
Exons: 8
Coding region: 222-1466 (414 amino acids)
Source: RefSeq, a predicted model, not a curated record